Molecule: messenger RNA, 750 nt
Organism: Zophobas morio
Lineage: Eukaryota; Metazoa; Arthropoda; Insecta; Coleoptera; Tenebrionidae
Product: NADH dehydrogenase [ubiquinone] 1 alpha subcomplex assembly factor 2
Exons: 2
Coding region: 269-697 (142 amino acids)
Biological process (GO): mitochondrial respiratory chain complex I assembly
Cellular component (GO): mitochondrion; membrane
Source: RefSeq, a predicted model, not a curated record
UGUUUAUCACUUAUCAUUAUCAAUAUAAAAUUUGCCUACAUCCAGUGCUACCAAUAGAACCAAUUCAACUUGUGCUGUCAAUAAAAUUUCAAAAAUGGCAAGGUUUUUUUAAUUAUUGAUGAGCAGACAUUUUGAUAUAAUGAAGUAUAGUUUACAAUUGUUAUCCUUUGAGGUUAACCUCAAAAUUUCGCAUUGACAAAAAACAACGAAGUAACCCUGUUUUACAAAACUUCAUCGUUCAUUGUCACGUUAUUUUCCAUAAAUAAAAAUGAGUCAACCUCCGGCAAGAAGUAUCUGGAAGAUUGUUUUAACAAAUUUUAUAAAUUCUCUAAGACCAAGACAGAUUAGAGGGAAUCUGGUUGGAAGUGACUACUUUGGUAACAAAUAUUACGAAAUUCCUGCUGAUCCUUCUGUGGGUAAAAGAAAAGCAUCUAGAUGGUUUGAUCCACCCAAAAAGGAUGAUUUUAUGCAAGAAAUGCCAGCUGAGUGGGAAGCAUGGUUAAGAGGUAGAAGAACUGAGCCACCCUCUGAAGAAGAAGUAAUGAGGAAUUAUGCUCUUAUGCAGAUGAAGAAAAAGAACGCGAUUGCAGUAGAUGCUAAGUCUGGUCAAAUGACUCCUAUGGAAAAAGGGAUGGAAACUUUUCCCAAACGACCCGAAUAUGAAAUGUCCCCAGGAGCAAAAAGUGAUAAAGAAUGAUAAUAGCUUUCGUUGUACAGAUUUUAGUUGUAAAUAAAUUAAUUUAUUAGUGA